AUGGCGGCAGCUCCGCAGCUCUCCAAGGCCGAGUACCUGAAGCGUUACUCACCUGGGCCAGAUGCCGGUGUCGAUGGGGCCUCCAACUCCCGGCGCAAACGGCGCAAAAAGCGACCGAAGCCCAGCGGGGCCGGCGGUAAGGUUGUGAAUGAUGAUGUGAGCCAGACAGCCAUCUCUACCGCUAAACCAGAAAAGGAGGAAGAAGAUGAUGGAGAUUUGCCUGUGGUGGCUGAGUUUGUGGAUGAACGGCCGGAAGAGGUCAAACAGAUGGAGGCCUUUCGCUCCAGUGCCAAAUGGAAGCUCCUAGGAGGCCACGACGAAGACCUACCUUCACAAGGGCAUUUCCGUCACGACACCCCGGAUCCUACUCCUCCCAGGAGAAUCCGUGAGGACACCCCGGGUCAUCUUCUCCCAGGCGGGAGGGUCCGUCACGACACCCCGGAUCCUUCUCCUCCCAGGAAGCCUCAUCACAGUUCUUCAGCUGUGUUUCCUAGGAGAACCCGUGAUGAUUCACCAGAUCCAUCUCCUUCUAGGAGGACGUCUCAUAAUUCCGCAGAUAUUGCUUCCUCCAGAAGGGCCCCUGACAGCUCCCCUGAUGCUUCCCAACCUAGGAAAAUUCUCGGCACCUCUGACACAGGGCAACUCAGGGGGACCCGACACAAUUCCCCCAAUUCGGCACCUGGUGUCACUCACUCAGUGUCCAAAACCAAAAGUAAGAAAGCCCCAGAAAGAGCAUUCCCACCUUGGAAUGAGCCACAGACCUCUCAUUCAUUACUCCCGAAGAAGAGCAAAUAUGAGUGUAACUCGGAUCUCUCUCCACCACGAAAAAGACAGGCAAAAUCCCAUUUUGGAGAUAAGAAGCAGCUUGAUUCUACAGGUGACUGCCCGAAAGCUGAUUCCGAUCUUUCUCCUACAGGGCAUAAACCAAAUCCAAGGCCUCAGGAUUCUGACUCAGAGCUGUCUCCUCCAUGGAACAGAUCUCAACACCGAAGCUCUGAUUCUGACCUCUCUCCACCAAGGAGGAAACGGGGGACCAAGUCUCCUGCUUUGGAUCUGUCUCCACCCAGGAGAAGUCAACCUGCCGGAAAGCGGGCUGCACACAUGUAUUCAGGAGCUAAAACUGGGUUGGUGUUAACUAAGGUAGAGCAAGAACAGCAGGAGCUCAAGAAACAGGACCAAGAAACCCUGGCAUUUGAAGCUCAAUUCCAGUUUGCUGAAACCGUAAUUGGUCGUAAGAGGAAUUUGAAACUGGAAUGUUUGGAGGAGAGGAGAAAAGCAGAGAAGGACAUGGAGAGAAAUGAGCAGUACGCGCGAUGGGGAAAAGGGCUGGCCCAGGAGCGGCAACAGCAACACAAUGUGGAGGAUGCAAUCAAGGAGAUGCAGAAGCCUCUGGCCUGCUAUAUUGAUGAUGAAGAUCUGGAUCAGGUGCUGAGAGAACAAGAAAGAGAAGGAGACCCCAUGGCCAACUUCAUCAAGAAGAGUAAGGCCAAUGAGAGCAAGAAUAAGAAAGUGCGACCUCGCUACAAUGGCCCAGCACCUCCUCCCAACAGAUUCAAUAUCUGGCCUGGAUAUCGCUGGGAUGGAGUGGACAGAUCCAAUGGAUUUGAACAGAAGCGCUUUGCCAGGCUUGCCAGCAAGAAGGCAGUGGAAGAGCUUGCCUACAAGUGGAGCGUUGAGGAUAUGUGACUUUGUGGAGCUGUGCUGGUGGAUAUGGGCUGUGGUAGCUGGCAUAAGGCAGCCAGACCUCCAGCAGGAACAGUCGCCCAUGCCAGUGAUCAACGCCCACGCAGACCAGCAACUGGCUAAAUGCCAGUUUUCAUCACGGAAGAAUGUUUGAGACCAGAUCUUUGGUCGGAGGUACCUGACCU
This is a messenger RNA of Lepus europaeus (European hare), 1868 nucleotides long. Its product is annotated as BUD13 homolog. Gene Ontology annotation, molecular function: RNA binding. The record is from RefSeq and is a predicted model, not a curated record. Gene Ontology annotation, cellular component: RES complex; U2-type spliceosomal complex. Gene Ontology annotation, biological process: mRNA splicing, via spliceosome. NCBI's taxonomy places the organism in Eukaryota, Metazoa, Chordata, Mammalia, Lagomorpha, Leporidae.